Molecule: messenger RNA, 1233 nt
Organism: Jaculus jaculus (lesser Egyptian jerboa)
Lineage: Eukaryota; Metazoa; Chordata; Mammalia; Rodentia; Dipodidae
Gene: Grhpr
Product: glyoxylate and hydroxypyruvate reductase
Exons: 9
Coding region: 50-1036 (328 amino acids)
Cellular component (GO): cytosol
Molecular function (GO): hydroxypyruvate reductase (NADH) activity; glyoxylate reductase (NADPH) activity; NAD binding
Source: RefSeq, a predicted model, not a curated record
CCGCGGUCCGCGGAGCCAGUCCCGUGCGUGUGCCCAGGCUGCGGGUCGAAUGAGGCCAGCGCGACUCAUGAAGGUCUUCGUCACCUGCAGGAUCCCCCCCGAGGGCCGAGCGCUGCUCGCCCAGGCCGCCGACUGUGAGGUGGAGCAGUGGGAUUCUGAUGAGCCCAUCCCCAGCAAGGAGCUGGAGCGCCGCAUGGCAGGCGCCCACGGCCUGCUCUGCAUCCUCUCUAACCGCAUAGACAAGAAGCUUCUAGAUGCUGCAGGAGCCAACCUCAAAGUCAUCAGCACCUUGUCCGUGGGGGUGGACCACUUGUCUUUGGAUGAAAUCAAGAAGCGUGGGAUCCGAGUGGGCUACACCCCAGAUGUCCUGACAGACGCCACCGCGGAGCUCGCCGUGUCGCUGCUGCUCACCACGUGCCGCCGGCUGCCAGAAGCCAUGGAGGAAGUGAAGACUGGCGGCUGGACCUCGUGGAAGCCCAUGUGGAUGUGUGGCUAUGGACUCUCACAGAGCACUGUUGGCAUUGUGGGUCUGGGACGCAUAGGUAGGGCCAUAGCUCGGCGGCUGAAACCAUUUGGGGUCCAGAGAUUUCUGUAUACGGGGCGCCAGCCCAAGCCUCAAGAAGCAGCGGAAUUCCAGGCAGAGUUUGUGCCGGCUCUCCAGCUGGCUGCUGAAUCCGACUUCAUCGUGGUGGCCUGCUCCUUAACACCUUCCACCCGGGGUCUCUGCAACAAGGAUUUCUUCCAGAAGAUGAAGAACACGGCUGUGUUUGUCAACAUCAGCAGGGGAGAUGUUGUGAACCAGGAAGACCUGUACCAGGCAUUGGUCAGUGGACAGAUUGCAGCCGCUGGACUGGAUGUGACGACCCCAGAACCACUGCCUACAGACCACCCCCUGCUGGCCCUGAAGAACUGUGUGAUCCUGCCCCACAUUGGCAGUGCCACCAUCAGAACUCGCAACACCAUGUCUGUAGUGGCAGCUAACAACUUGCUGGCUGGCCUGAGAGGGGAGCCGAUGCCCAGUGAAUUCGUGAUGUAGCCAGGGUUCCUGUCCACUGCGUGCCAGAGGCACGGUGCCCUACAGUCCUGCUAGGUGACCCAGGCUAGACUUGGGCCCCGGCAAGAGCUGGGGAAGCCUCUGCUACUGAACCUGCGAGGGACGCUGGUGCUGGCAGAUGGGCUUGCCACAUCCAAGCCAGAGCCUGUGAUUCUACCAUUAAAUAACUUCCUAAGACC